Molecule: messenger RNA, 1948 nt
Organism: Scaptodrosophila lebanonensis
Lineage: Eukaryota; Metazoa; Arthropoda; Insecta; Diptera; Drosophilidae
Gene: Synd
Product: protein kinase C and casein kinase substrate in neurons protein 1
Exons: 8
Coding region: 576-1775 (399 amino acids)
Biological process (GO): plasma membrane tubulation; cytoskeleton organization; regulation of endocytosis
Cellular component (GO): cytoplasm; endosome; plasma membrane
Molecular function (GO): phospholipid binding; protein binding
Source: RefSeq, a predicted model, not a curated record
AUCCCGCCCCUGCUCGGUCACCAGAGCCCCACUGGGAUGCACCGCCGAUGCGGUAGGGGUUGGAAUAUAGCCCGUCCGGCCUUUAUAUAAACUCGCUUAAGAACCCAGCCAAAAUAUGUUUUGAUCCUAAAAGGCUGCACCAGGAUUUGGAGUAUUAGGUCCGAAUUACCGGGAGGUCCUAAAAGUAUGCAGCACCAGCGCUGCAAUUUACCAAGCCUUGAACCGCCCUCUGGUGUCAAAGCCUGGCACUCUCUUGAGGAGCGGCUGGGUGGCCACCAGAUGGUACAAUGCAACCCUGCGUAAGCUGGGCAGCCAGCUGUUGUGAAUGCAACUGUGCGACUGCCUAUAGCGCGUGGGCGGAGCAACAGCUGGCCUGCUUGACCAGCGCUAGUACGUCUCAGUAGGGAUCAAAGUUCAGGGGUCAAAGUCCAGACGCCGGACCACCAAACCACAAAGAUGGGGCAGGAGUGGCACCCGACCAGGCUUGUGUCACAGACAGGGGGCCUGAAUAUGGCACCACCGAAGCCGCCUGGAAGGGCAUACUCACCGAAUCCGAACGCGUUUCGGAUGUGCACAUGAAAAUCAAAGACAAUCUAUGUAACGAUGUUAGCGGCCAAAUAAAAACCUGGCAAAAGGAUAAUUACCAUCACACGCUUAUGCAGAUCAAGGAGCGCAAAGAUCUAGAGGAUUUGUUUAAGAAGGCGCAAAAACCGUGGGCCAAGCUGCUGGCCAAGGUGGAGAAGGCAAAAUCAGACUAUCACUCAGCAUGCAAAACGGAACGCAGCGCGACCAAUCAAGAGCGGAAUGCCACGGCUGACAGUUCACUGUCACCGGAUCAGGUGAAGAAAAUGCACGACCGAGUGCAAAAGACCAAAGAUCAAGUGCAAAAAUGUCGUGAGAAAUACGAACAAGCCAUUGCCGAAAUAACCAAAUAUAAUUCGGUUUAUAUAGAGGACAUGACUUCCGUGUUUGAAAAGUGCCAAACCAUGGAGAAGACGCGACUACAAUUCUUUAAGGAAAUAUUAUUUAACGUGCACGCGUGUUUGGAUCCGACCAAAGUGCAAAACAUACCGCAAAUCUAUGAAGAGUUUUAUCAUACAAUUAACAAUGCAGAUCAGCAAAAGGAUCUUAAAUGGUGGUCGAAUAAUCACGGUAUUAAUAUGGCUAUGAAUUGGCCAGCAUUUGUGGAAUACACGGAGGAGUUCCGUGACAUAGCCAAGGGCAACAAAUCAAAAGAGGCGCUACCGGCCGCACCCAUAACGCUCAUAAAUCAGCGUCCCGUUGCGGAGGAUGUACACGAAUAUUCAACAACAAAUAGUCUAAAGAAGAAUGCCAGCGCCAGCAGCAAAACGAGCGGCAAGAGCACAGCCCAGGAACAAGCAAUAACGCAAACUUCUGCCACAACAGUUGAAUCGAAAUCAUCGACGACAGCAGCGGCGGCGACCACAGCGGCGACGGCGGCAUCAGCAGCAGCGGCGCCAUCGAAUCGUAAUUCGAGCGUAACCAAUGGCAAUGGCAAAGCCGAUUCAAAUCCAUUCGACGAGGAGGAGGAAUGGGAUGAGGCCGACAAUGUUCUGACCGACAACGGUGAGCCGGGCGUGCCAGUAAAGGCAUUGUACGACUACGAAGGCGCUGAAAGCGACGAACUCACAUUCAAACAAGGUGAUGUCUUUGAGAAACUCGAAGAUGAGGAUGAGCAAGGCUGGUGCAAGGGUCGCAUGAAUGGGCGAGUUGGGCUGUAUCCAGCAAAUUACGUUGAAAUAUUCCAUUCAUAAGCAAUCGAGGUGGGCGGGUAGUAGAUGAGGUCGUUAAUAAGAUAAUGUCAAAUACAGACGCAUGCAUAUGUACAUAUGUACCUGUAUGUAUGUAUGUAUGUGUGUGUGUGUGUGUGUGCAUGUAGAGAAUAGAGACGCGCAAAACGCAGCGCAGCAACAAGUCGUUAAUGAAA